GCGGGGCCCGGCGCAGCGCGGGCCAAGGAGACGGCGUUCGUGGAGGUGGUGCUGUUCGAGUCAAGCCCGAGCGGCGACUACACCACCUACACCACCGGCCUCACGGGCCGCUUCUCGCGGGCCGGGGCCACGCUCAGCGCUGAGGGCGAGAUCGUGCAGAUGCACCCACUGGGCUUGUGUAAUAACAAUGAUGAAGAGGACUUAUAUGAAUAUGGCUGGGUAGGAGUGGUGAAGCUCGAACAGCCAGAACUGGACCCAAAACCGUGCCUCACUGUUCUAGGCAAGGCCAAGAGAGCAGUACAGCGAGGAGCCACUGCAGUCAUCUUUGAUGUGUCUGAAAACCCAGAAGCUAUUGAUCAGCUAAACCAGGGCUCUGAAGACCCGCUCAAGAGACCAGUGGUCUAUGUGAAGGGCGCAGAUGCCAUCAAGCUGAUGAACAUUGUCAACAAGCAGAAAGUGGCCCGAGCAAGGAUUCAGCACCGCCCUCCUCGACAACCCACCGAAUACUUCGACAUGGGAAUUUUCCUGGCCUUCUUUGUGGUGGUCUCCUUAGUCUGCCUCAUCCUCCUUGUCAAAAUCAAGCUGAAGCAGCGACGCAGUCAGAAUUCCAUGAACAGACUGGCCGUGCAGGCUCUGGAGAAGAUGGAAACCCGAAAGUUCAACUCCAAGAGCAAGGGGCGCCGGGAAGGAAGCUGUGGGGCCCUGGACACGCUCAGUAGCAGCUCCACAUCUGACUGCGCCAUUUGUCUGGAAAAGUACAUUGACGGAGAGGAGCUGCGGGUUAUCCCCUGUACUCACCGAUUCCACAAGAAGUGCGUGGACCCGUGGCUGCUGCAGCACCACACCUGCCCCCACUGUCGGCACAACAUCAUAGAACAAAAGGGAAACCCCAGUGCCGUGUGUGUGGAGACGAGCAACCUUUCACGCAGCCGGCAGCGAGUCAUCCUGCCAGUCCAUUACCCCGGCCGUGUGCACAGGACCAACGCCAUCCCCACCUACCCCACGAGGACAACCAUAGACUCGCGAGGGAACCCUGUCACAAUGCUGGCCGUGGACCGGCACGGAGAGCAGGGCCUCUAUUCAUCGCAGACCUCCGCCUACAUCCGCAGCUACCCUGCCCUCCACCUGGACCACACCCUGCCCGCCCACCGCUGCGGCAUGGAUCACCGGGCCUACUCACCAGCCCACCCCUUCCGCAGGCCCAAGUUUAGCGGCCGAAGCUUCUCCAAGGCAGCUUGCUUCCCACAGUAUGAGACCAUGUACCAGCACUACUACUUCCAGGGCCUCAGCUACCCGGAGCAGGAGGGGCAGCCCCCGCCCAACCUGGCAUCCCGGGGCCCAGCCCGUGCCUUCCCACCAGGCGGCAAUAGCAGCCUGCUCUUCUCCACUGGGGCCAACCGGGGCCCCACCUCCCACCUGGAGAGCGGCAGCACGUCCAGCUUCAGCUGCUACCACGGCCACCGCUCAGUGUGCAGCGGCUACCUGGCCGAUGGCCCGGGCAGUGACAGCAGCAGCAGCAGCAGCAGUUCUGGCCACUGCCACUGCUCCUCCCGGGACUCCGUGGUGGACUGCACCGAGGUCAGCAACCAGGGCGUGUAUGGGAGCUGCUCCACCUUCCGCAGCUCCCUCAGCAGUGACUAUGACCCCUUCAUCUACCGCAGCCGGAGCCCCGGCCGCACGAGCGACACCGCUGGCGGCUUGGGCCAGGGGCUGGCCGUGCACCUUGAGGGCUCCCCACCGCCCGGUGCUGGCCCUGCCUCACCCUCAGGGGACCAGCUGUCCACCUGCAGCCUGGAGAUGAACUACAGCAGCAGUUCCUCCCUGGAGCACAGGGGGCCCAAUAGCUCUACCUCAGAAGUGGGGCUCGAGGCUUCUCCUGGGGCCAUCCUAAACCUCAGGAGGACCUGGAAGGGGGGCCGGGAGGGGCUCACAUGUGCCUGCUGCUGCGAGCCCCUGCCCUCUGCACUGGAGUCCGGAGUGGGUGCAGCCUCAGGCAGCACCUUGUUCCCGGGCACCCCCCUCUGUGAGGGCUGUGUCCCCUCGGGUGGGGAGUCACUUCCCAGAGGCUCCCAAGACCCAAACAGUCUACACCCAGCCCAUUUGCCCCGAACAGAGGGAGUGAAGUCUGAGGGCCUGCCCUGCUGCAUCUAUGAAGAGAAGCAGGUGGCUCUUGACGGGGGUGGGGACAGGAGCAGCGGCUGCUACAGUGAGGAUUAUUCCGUGAGCGUACAGUACAUGCUCACUGAGGAGCCCCCACCCAGCAGCCACCCAGGGGCCCAGGAUUUGAGCCAGCGCAUCCCCAUCAUCCCAGAAGAUGUGGACUGUGAUUUGGGCCUGCCUGAGGACAGCCCAGGGGUCCAGGUCAGCAGCCCUUUGGACAGGACACCUGGUCCAGACACCCCACUGCUCCAACAGGUCCCAGGCACCACCCAGGAAGGAAAGUCAGCUCGGGGCUACCCAGCGUGGGCACUACUGCACCCGGACUGCCCACCAGAGGAGAGAAGUAUCCUCCUGGACCCUCGGGAAUCUGAGGCCACCGACACUGAGGCUGCAGGAUCAGGAUCUGGCCCAGCAGAUGGCAGCGGCCUUGGAGCCUGA
Messenger RNA from Chrysochloris asiatica (Cape golden mole), 2598 nucleotides. RefSeq names its product zinc and ring finger 3 (gene ZNRF3). The transcript is spliced from 9 exons. The record is from RefSeq and is a predicted model, not a curated record. Lineage: Eukaryota; Metazoa; Chordata; Mammalia; Afrosoricida; Chrysochloridae. The coding region runs from base 160 to 2598 and encodes 812 amino acids. Gene Ontology annotation, molecular function: frizzled binding; ubiquitin protein ligase activity. Gene Ontology annotation, biological process: ubiquitin-dependent protein catabolic process; negative regulation of canonical Wnt signaling pathway; Wnt receptor catabolic process.